Sus scrofa (pig) is the source of this 2139-nucleotide messenger RNA. The record is from RefSeq. Lineage: Eukaryota; Metazoa; Chordata; Mammalia; Artiodactyla; Suidae.
AAAAGGGCCGUCACCACAACUUUGGCUGCCAGGAUGCCCUUGCUUUGGCUGAGAGGAUUUUUGUUGGCGAGUUGCUGGAUUAUAGUGAGGAGUUCCCCCACCCCAGGAUCCGGGGGGCACAGCGCAGCCCCGGACUGCCCGUCCUGUGCGCUGGCCACCCUCCCAAAGGAUGUACCCAACUCUCAGCCGGAGAUGGUGGAAGCCGUCAAGAAGCACAUUUUAAACAUGCUGCACUUGAAGAAGAGACCCGAUGUCACCCAGCCGGUACCCAAGGCGGCGCUUCUGAACGCGAUCAGAAAGCUUCAUGUGGGCAAAGUGGGGGAGAACGGGUACGUGGAGCUGGAGGACGACAUCGGGAGGAGGGCGGAAAUGAAUGAACUCAUGGAGCAGACCUCGGAGAUCAUCACCUUCGCGGAAGCAGGCACCGCCAGGAAGACGCUGCGCUUUGAGAUCUCCAAAGAGGGCAGUGACCUGUCCGUGGUGGAGCGCGCCGAAAUCUGGCUCUUCCUGAAAGUCCCCAAGGCCAACCGGACCAGGACCAAAGUCUCCAUCCGUCUCUUUCAACAGCAGAGGCGCCCGCAAGGCAGCGCGGACGCAGGGGAGGAGGCGGAGGACGUGGGCUUCCCGGAGGAGAAGAGCGAAGUGCUGAUUUCGGAGAAGGUGGUGGAUGCCCGGAAGAGCACCUGGCACAUCUUCCCCGUCUCCAGCAGCAUCCAGCGCUUGCUGGACCAGGGCAAGAGCGCCCUGGACAUCCGGACUGCCUGCGAGCAGUGCCACGAGACCGGCGCCAGCCUGGUGCUGCUGGGCAAGAAGAAGAAGAAGGAGGAGGAGGCGGAGGGGAGGAAGAGGGACGGAGAGGGGGCGGGCGUGGACGAGGAGAAGGAGCAGUCGCACAGACCUUUCCUCAUGCUGCAGGCCCGCCAGUCCGAAGAGCACCCCCACCGCCGCCGCCGGCGGGGCCUGGAGUGCGACGGCAAGGUCAACAUCUGCUGUAAGAAGCAGUUCUUUGUCAGUUUCAAGGACAUCGGCUGGAACGACUGGAUCAUCGCUCCGUCCGGCUACCACGCCAACUACUGCGAGGGCGAGUGCCCCAGCCACAUAGCGGGCACGUCGGGCUCCUCGCUCUCGUUCCACUCGACGGUCAUCAACCACUACCGCAUGCGCGGCCACAGCCCCUUCGCCAACCUCAAGUCGUGCUGCGUCCCCACCAAGCUGAGGCCCAUGUCCAUGCUGUACUACGACGACGGGCAGAACAUCAUCAAGAAGGACAUCCAGAACAUGAUCGUGGAGGAGUGCGGGUGCUCCUAGAGCGCCGGCCGGGGCCCGGGGCCCGGGGCCCGGGGACGACGGCGGCCACGCGAAGACACGUUUACGGCCUCUGACCUAGGCGACCGCAAACAUGGAAAUGAACAAAAAUAACCAUAAACUAAAAACAAAACCUGAAACAGAUGAAGGAAGACGUGGAAAAAUUCCGUAGCCAGGGCUCGGCGAUGACACCGUGAAGGAGACGGGACUCGGGGGGGAGGGAGAGGCAGAACGUGGGGGCGGGGCGGGGGGGGACGACCCUUCCUUUCUUCCUCCAGCAUCGGAGUGGGGACAGCAGUUGCUCCAACGGGAAUAUUGUCCUCUCCUUUUCAGUUCCCUGUCAGUGUGAGCCUCGAAGUCAGCUUGUCUGGUCUGCAGCCAUGUGGGCUGGCACAACCCAAAUAGCGUCUAGAAAGCCAUGAGUUUGAAAGGGCCAGUUAUAGGCACUUUCCCACCCAGUAACCCAGGUCGUAAGGUAUGUCUGUGUGACCCUCUCUCUGUGUAUAUCAGCCCAUGCACACACCUACAAAGACACACACACACACACACACACACACACACACACACAAGGAAUUCCCUAGGAGCUCCCGUCGUGGCUCAGUGGUUAACGAAUCCAACUAGUAUCCAUGAGGUUGCAGGUUCCAUCCCUGGCCUCGCUCAGUGGGUUAAGGAUCUGGCAUUGCCGUGAGCUGUGGUGUAGGUUGCAGACGCAGCUCAGAUCCCACAUUGCUGUGGCUGUGGGGUAGGCCAGCAGCAACAGCUUCGAUUCCACCCCUAGCCUGGGAAUCUCCAUGUGCCCUGGGUGAGGCCCUAAAAAAAAAAAAAAAAAAUGAG